GUGUAGCGUGUAUUCAGGGUCGUCGAGAUUGCAUUGCGAUUUGCGAUUCGACAUCUGGUGAGAGGUUAAGUUUUGAUGUCAGUACGUUAAAUUAUGAAAUAAGAAAUCGUGGCGUGGAUGUGAUUAAUAUAUAUAGCAAAAUGGAUCCGGCUUUACUCAGAGAGCGAGAGCAAUUCAAGAAACGUGCUCUGACCACACCAGUAGUUGACAAGAAGAAGCAGGAGAAAGAAACAACGAAAGAUGAGCCGCCAAAGAAGAAAUUUAAACCAUCGUUCGUAUCUACAGGACCUAAAUUGGACAUGGUCAAUUAUAAAACUAUGACUGGUAGUACGCAAUACAAAUUUGGCGUGUUAGCGAAGAUAGUAAAACACAUGAAAGCAAGGCAUCAGGAAGGGGAUGAUCAUCCGUUAACGUUGGAAGAGAUUUUAGACGAAACAAAUCAAUUAGACGUUGGAUCAAAGGUCAAACAAUGGCUACAAACUGAAGCUUUAGUACAAAAUCCUAAGAUUGAAGUAACCGAUGGUAGAUUUGUCUUUAAACCUAUGUAUAAAAUUAAAGAUAAAAAAUCCUUACUGAGACUUCUAAAACAGCACGAUUUAAAAGGUCUCGGUGGUAUAUUACUGGAAGAUAUACAAGAAAGUUUGCCACAUUGUGAUAAGCAUUUAAAAAAUUUACAAAACGAGAUAUUGUAUAUUAUACGACCGCUCGAUAAGAAAAAGAUUAUUUUUUAUAACGAUAAGACAGCUCAAUUCCCCAUUGAUGAAGAAUUCCAAAAAUUAUGGAGAGCUGUUGCUGUAGAUGCCAUGGACGAUCAGAAGAUAGAUGAAUAUCUUGAGAAACAAGGGAUUAGAUCGAUGCAGGAUCAUGGGCUCAAGAAGCCAGCACCAAUCAAACGAAAGAAACCUGUUAAUAGAAGGAAACAAUUUAAGAAACCAAGAGAUAAUGAACAUUUGGCAGAUGUUUUGGAAACAUACGAUGAUUAAGAAUUUCCUGAUUAUUCUGCCAUAUCAAAUAAACUUACAUAAAAAUUAUAAGAAUAACUGAAUGUAAAUAAAGUAGGGAUAUUACUAAA
Molecule: messenger RNA, 1072 nt
Organism: Temnothorax curvispinosus
Lineage: Eukaryota; Metazoa; Arthropoda; Insecta; Hymenoptera; Formicidae
Gene: TfIIEbeta
Product: transcription initiation factor IIE subunit beta
Exons: 4
Coding region: 141-983 (280 amino acids)
Biological process (GO): transcription initiation at RNA polymerase II promoter
Cellular component (GO): transcription factor TFIIE complex
Source: RefSeq, a predicted model, not a curated record